This is a messenger RNA of Saccostrea cuccullata (small rock oyster), 562 nucleotides long. RefSeq lists its product as uncharacterized. The transcript has 5 exons. The record is from RefSeq and is a predicted model, not a curated record. Lineage: Eukaryota; Metazoa; Mollusca; Bivalvia; Ostreida; Ostreidae. Bases 20 to 562 code for a protein of 180 amino acids.
CCCGUUUACGGAGAAGAACAUGACGGUAUGUGGAAACAAUUCCACGUUUCAAUUUUGCACAAAUCUUAAAGGAACUUCAAAUAGUCUGACAGAGGAGGAGUACACAGCUGUAGAACGUGUGGUAAUCACAGUUGUUCCUGUUGUGUCAUUGGUUGCUUCUCUGGUCGGAUUUUUGUUCCUUAUUGUGUACUACACCAGAAAUUCCGUAUACAGAACGCCUCGUUUAAAAAUUCCAGAGGGGAUGCGAGAACCAUUGCGUGACGAGGAAUGGAGGAUACUAAACCUGUUUGUUGCUACUCAGGCGUUUGUCAAAAAAUACAAAAUGUUUCUGCGACAAGUUUUUGGUACGUUUGUUCCUUGCAGUCAUGUUUGCAAUAUGCAAUCAUCUGGGUGUAAAAAGCAAGUUGUGCAGAUUGUUUUUGAUAAACAUAAGGAAAUAGUGGAUUCUCGUGUAAAACCACCUGCUUUGAGAAGAUCGCAGAGUUGUGCAGAGGGUUGUCUGUUAGAGAACGUAGGGCCUAUAGCGGGGAAAUCAGUUGUAGAAAUGUCGGCUUAUAUAUAG